AUGAAAGUAUCUGCAUUGGUCAGUUCUCUGGCGCUGAGCGCUCUGCCAAGUGUGAAUGCUGCACCGGGCUCGAAUUUCGAACAAGAGAGCGCCGCAGUCGUAGCAGAUAUCAUUCGUCGCGCUCUGCCUAACGCUCCCAAUGGAUACACUCCCACCAAUGUUACCUGUCCGUCCAGUCGGCCGACUAUUCGUAGCGCCGCAAAACUCUCAACAAACGAGACUGAAUGGCUCGAGGUUCGUCGCAACAAGACUAUUACACCCAUGAAGGAUUUCUUCAGCCAUGUCUCCGUUGGCGACUACGAUGUCGGCGCAUAUAUCGACAAGCACUCUGCGAAUGUUUCAAACCUCCCAAAUAUCGCCAUUGCGGCGUCUGGUGGUGGUUACCGUGCCAUGUUGAACGGUGCCGGUGCCAUGAAGGCAUUUGAUAGCCGUGUGUCAAACUCCACGGCUACAGGUCACCUGGGCGGUUUGUUGCAGUCGGCCACCUAUGUUGCUGGUCUGAGUGGUGGUUCUUGGUUGGUUGGUUCGAUUUACAUUAACAACUUUACCUCCAUUGCGGACUUGCAGACCUACUCGUCUGGAGAGCCGUGGCAGCUUGGAAAUAACAUCUUCGAAGGCCCAGACACUGGAGGUCUUCAGAUUCUUGAUACGGCUGAUUACUUUAAGGAUUUGGCUGAGGCUGUUGAUGAUAAAAAGGACGCUGGUUUUGACACCUCGAUCACCGAUAUUUGGGGCCGUGCUCUAGCUUUCCAAAUGUUCAAUUCCAGUCAAGGAGGACUCGACUACACCUGGUCGUCCAUUGCCAAGACUGCAGAAUUCAUUGCCGGUGACUACCCAAUGCCACUUGUCGUUGCCGAUAGCCGUACCACAGGCGAAAUUAUCGCCUCUUCGUACUCGACUGUGUUCGAGUUCAACCCCUGGGAAUUCGGUACCUUUGACCCGACUAUCUAUGCGUUUGCACCUCUCGAAUACAUCGGAUCCCGCUUCGAGAAUGGCUCGAUCGCCAGUAACGAGACUUGUGUGCGCGGAUAUGAUAACGCCGGCUUCAUCAUCGGAACUUCCUCCACCCUUUUCAACGAGGCUAUCACUGAGCUAGGCAGCAACUCGUCCUCAAUCACCUCCUGGGCGGAGGACGUCCUCAAGGAUCUUUUCGCCAAGUUCGACAGCGCCGACAAUGAUAUCGCCGCUUACGAACCCAACCCAUUCUACGGCUACAAUGACGACUCCCUGGCUCAAGGAACAGAGUUGGACAUCGUCGAUGGAGGUGAGGAUGGACAGAACGUGCCCCUCCACCCGCUCAUCCAGCCCGAGCGCGCAGUAGACGUCAUCUUCGCCGUGGACUCUUCCGCCGACACAGAUUACUACUGGCCCAACGGAACCUCUCUUGUAGCCACUUACGAGCGCAGCCUGAACGUAUCCGGCAUUGGCAACGGCACCGCCUUCCCCGCCAUCCCCGACCAGAACACCUUCAUCAACCUGGGACUGAACACUCGCCCGACUUUCUUCGGCUGCAACAGCUCCAACAUCACCGGUCCAGCCCCCCUUGUUGUCUACCUCGCCAACUACCCUUACUCCGCACAGUCCAACACUUCCACUUACCAGAUGACCUACGAGGACUGGCAGCGUGAUAACAUCAUCACGAACGGAUACGAAGUCGUGACUAUGGGCAACGGUACCCGCGAUGGUAACUUUACUGCUUGUGUUGGAUGUGCGAUUCUGAGUCGCUCGUUCGAGCGCACAGGUACGACCCUUCCGGAUAUCUGUACCCAGUGCUUCACGGAGUACUGCUGGAAUGGUACUACCAACUCUACCACGCCGAAUACAUAUGCCCCGGUGGAUAUUUUGGCAUCCUCGAUCGCUGUCUCGUCACUUGUGCCAACAGUGCUGUCUACCGUUGCGGCGGUCAGUGCGGCAAUCUUCACCAUGGUAUAG
Messenger RNA from Penicillium verhagenii, 1932 nucleotides. RefSeq lists its product as uncharacterized. Gene Ontology annotation, molecular function: A2-type glycerophospholipase activity. The coding region runs from base 1 to 1932 and encodes 643 amino acids. Gene Ontology annotation, biological process: glycerophospholipid catabolic process. NCBI's taxonomy places the organism in Eukaryota, Fungi, Ascomycota, Eurotiomycetes, Eurotiales, Aspergillaceae. The transcript has 3 exons. Gene Ontology annotation, cellular component: intracellular membrane-bounded organelle; cytosol. The record is from RefSeq and is a predicted model, not a curated record.